Messenger RNA from Esox lucius (northern pike), 4533 nucleotides. RefSeq names its product actin filament associated protein 1-like 1b (gene afap1l1b). The record is from RefSeq and is a predicted model, not a curated record. Lineage: Eukaryota; Metazoa; Chordata; Actinopteri; Esociformes; Esocidae. Gene Ontology annotation, molecular function: SH3 domain binding. The coding region runs from base 1193 to 3586 and encodes 797 amino acids. The transcript is spliced from 18 exons. Gene Ontology annotation, cellular component: cytosol.
GAGAGAGAGACCGACAGACUGACAGAGGGAGAGAGACUGACAGAGGGAGAGAGACAGUGAGGGAGAGACCGAGAGAGAGGGACAGCCAGUUGACCGGAAAAUCCUGCACCCAUUAAUCUUAUACACACAAACAACAUACAAUUCUGAUAAUAAUUGGAAGAACUUUCUUUUAUGAUUAUCUUUGCAUUGUAAAAUGCUUUGGCAAUAUUGUUCAGUUGUAACUUUCAUGCCAAUAAAGCCCAUUUGAAUUUGAGAGACAGAGAGAGAUGGACAGAGAGUGAGACAGAUAGACAGAGAGUGUGAGACAGACAGACAGAGAGAGAGAGGGAGACAGAGACAAGGAGUCAAAGUAACAGAUUAGUUGUAAUACUGCAUGUAAUACUGCAUGUAAUACUGCAUGUUGCAGCAGCAGUUUUUGGGACCCGUUGCCAUGAGAAACGGGUAACCAGUGGAGCACAAACAUCAUCGUAAUCCGAACCAGUCCGAGUCUUGUAUUUACACUCCCUCGCCAUUCAUACCUUAAAUAUCUGAAGCGUGGUUACAGCACCGUAAAUAGCACGUAUGAUAAACUUCGUGGCUUGAACCCUGAAAGCAGGAAGCUUUGGAAUGACACUCUUUACCACCGCUACGACAAAACAUUAUUUUUUCUACUGAUGUAAUUGUGUCGGUUGUUCAUUGCAAUCAGACACAUCAGGGCGCUGCGGGAUAUUGCCAAUAUAUCAUGGCUAAGUGCUGACUAUGACAUUUGUAGUGCCUUUAUCCUCAGGAAACUCGUGUGUGUGUGUGUGUGUGUGUGUGUGUGUUUCUUUUCCCCCACUUGCUUUGGCAAUGUAAACAAAUGUUUCCUAUGCCAAUAAAGCCUUUUAAAUGUAGUUGAAUGGAGACGGAGAAGGAGCGAGAGUGGAGGGACAGAGGAUGAUGAGGGAGAGAGAGGAGAAAGGAGGGGGAGGAGGAAGAGAGGGAGGGAGGGAGAAGGAAGGAAGAGAGGGGGUACAGGAGGAGGUGGGGUGUGACAGCGGGAUUCUUCAGCCCAUGCAACUAGAAGCCACAACACCAGGGGAAGGAGAGGGAAAUGAGGCUGAAUGACAGUGACACCUCAGCCGAACGGUCUAGAGCCCGGGAUUCUUCCACACAACUGCACCUCUAAUGUGUGGAUUACCACAGCAUAUCUCUCUGGAACUGUGUGUGGAAAAUGGUGGGGUUCUCUUCCUCGUCAGCUGUCGAAGCCGCGAUGGAGCACCUGGUGAGUGAGCUGAAUGUGUUGCUGAAGCUGCUGGACCAUGAGAGCGUGAGCACGGCCACGGCAGAGAAGAUGAACGUGGUCCGGAGCCUAAUGGAACAGCUGCAGCCGGCAGUGAACGGAUCUGACUUCAUCUAUGUGAACACCUCCCUGUACGGCAAUGGUACCAGCUUUGUGGAAUCACUGUUCGAGGAGUUUGACCUGCGUGAUCUUAGAGCCUCUCCAGAAGAACUCAAGGACCAGGCAGAGGAGGAAACCUCCAAAACACCUCCCUCUAAAAGUCCUACUGACACCCCCCCUCCUCUGCCAACCACCCCCCCUCCAGAGGAUUACUAUGAGGAGGCCGUGCCCCUUGACCCUGGCACCGCGCCCCAGUACAUUACCAACGUCAACACACGCAUCAGUUCAAGUCCCCAGAACUCCAUCGAGGACGCCUACUAUGAAGAUGCAGACAACAAUUAUCCUACGACGCAAAUCAACGGCCCAUUGAAGAACUCCUACGCUGAUUCAGACGCGCUCAGCAGCUCCUACGAGUCGUACGACGAGGAGGACGAGGAGGCGAAGGGCCAGGACCGGACUGGCGGGCGGUGGCGGUCUGAGGAGAAUGCAGUGGGCCCCGUAAAGGACUGCCGUAUCUGUGCCUUCUUGCUGCGCAAGAAACGCUUCGGCCAGUGGGCCAAACAGCUGACGGUCGUCCGCGACAACAGAUUGCAGUGCUACAAGAGCAUCAAGGAUGGCAGCCCACACAUAGAGCUGCCGCUGAACCUGUGCAACGUCAUCUAUGUCCCCAAAGAGGGGCGCCGCAAGAAGCACGAGCUCCGUUUCUCGUUGCCUGGCGGGGAGGCCCUGGUCCUGGCCGUCCAGAGCAAGGAGCAGGCCGAGAGGUGGCUGGCAGUGAUCCGGGAGGUGGCCAGCCAGGCCAGCAGCAGUGACGGGCUGGAGGGCUCGUCCUCACCCAUGAUCCAGAGGAAGAUUGAGCUGGACAAGUUACUGGGAACUGACAAGCAUGCAGUAGUGUUCGCUGACAAGCCGACUUCUGACUCUGACAGCGUUGCCACCGGGGACAACCUCUCCCCUGGUCAGCUCCGGGACGCCUGCGAGCCAGGAAGGGGGAAGAGAGGAGCGUUCUCUGAGCUGACCGGGUCUAUGAGCAGGGCGGCCGGGCGGAAGAUUAACAGGAUCAUCAGUUUCUCUAAGAAGAAGCCUCCCCUCCCAGGAGACACUCUGUCCUCCUCCUACCAUGACGACAAUCCACGCUGUGGUUACCUGAACGUCCUGGUGGGCCAGUGUUGGAAGGAGAGGUGGUGCUGUGUGCGGACUGGGACACUGUACCUGCACAAAGACCGGGGCGACCUGCUGACCCACGUCAAAGCUGUGUGCCUCCACGCGGCCGAGGUCGUUCCCGGACUGGGGCCCAAGCACCCCUUCGCCUUCCGCAUCCUACAGGGAGGCAGCGAGGUGGCUGCCCUGGAGGCCGGCUGCUCGGAGGAGAUGGGCCGCUGGCUCGGGGUCCUGCUGGCCGAGUCUGGCUGCGCGACGACGCCGGAGGCGCUGCACUACGACUACGUGGACGUGGACACCAUAACGGACAUCACGGACGCAGCCAGACACUCCUUCCUAUGGGCGACCUCCUCCAGCGGUGCCUCAACGGACUCCCGAACCUACGACGAGGUCCCGUAUGAGAGCGUGUUGCAGCCAGAGGAGCCCGUUCCCAGACCAGGAACUCAGGUGAAACGACACUCUUCUUUCUCAAGCAGCAGAGAUACGGAGAAGGUGAACUCCCUCGUCACCAUAAAGAGACACGGCUCCAAUGCGAACCAGUAUGUAUCUGGGAAGUAUGGCAAAACACGAGCAGAGGAGGACGCCAAGAGGUACCUGAAGGAAAAAGAAGAGAUGGAGAAGGAGCGUGAAGUCAUCAGAAAUGCCCUGCUCGUACUGCGCAAGGAAAGGAAAGAGGUCAAGGAACAACUGAAGAAUGCCACAGGUAAGCUGCAGACACAGCUGGAGACACGUUUGGCCCAACUGGAGGAGUCCUGCAAGGGGAAGGAGGAGGAGCGUGUGGACCUGGAGCUGCGACUCACUGAGGUGAAGGAGAACCUGAAAAAGUCCCUAGCUGGAGGGGUGCUGGGGCCGCCUAGCGAGAGCAAACCCCCCGCCAGAAAACCCCCCAUCAGCAAGCCCCCCAGAAAGGCCCAGGCCAGUAAAGGUGAGAAUCUGUACAGCGAGGCCUCCUUGCCAGUCAACUGUGCCGCAGAGAUGCGGAAGCGCCCGGCGUCCAUCUAUGCAUCCAGCAAAGGGAAUGUCAUGCAGAAAGCCAAGGAAUGGGAGUCUAAAAAGAGGACUUAGACGGACCCCUGCUCAUGCAGGUGAACAGUCAUGUGCUUGUGGUCGAAGAAAAUGUUGGAGCUGAUUUUUAAAAAGAAGAAAGGAGGAGGGUGUAGAGCUGGGACUCCUCAAUUUUUCCACUCUAUUGUUUGGAGCUCAACAUUCACUGCCCGUCGCUGAGCUGAAAAACAUGUGACUGGAAAAAGACAAGGAAACUCCUGGAAUUGUCGUGGAGAACAUCACUCAAACUCCUGUGGGACUUGAAUAUGCCACAUGGUCGUUCUCAAGCAUUACACUUGUUUUGUGAUCCAGUAGUUACUUGUGCUUGAAUGAGGUAUAGUUGUUCCUUCUGACUGUGGGGGAGAGGAGCGUGUUAACGGGGGAUUCCGAGGGGACACCCCUGAUGAGGGGCCUGAGACGUGAGACGUUUGCACACACUAUGCACCAGUCUGCAAGGAAGAAUAACAAAGGGAAAGAGAAUGUUGUAUCGGUUGUCAGAGAUUGUUAUUGAAACCGUAGCCAAAUGCUGAUGCGGUGUCCAGGUUGUUCCAUGGAAUUAGUGCCCGCAAUAUUUUAAGUAGAAAUCAAAAAGGUUUAUUUGGCGAUGUUAAGCGGUUAAAAUUCGCACUGAAUUGGUGGAAUGGACCAUCCCAUAGGAGUUCAGUUAAAUAUUUUGUCAUUCGUAUUGAAAUCUUUGUAUUGUGUCUUUUGUAUUGUGUGAUACAUGAGUUCAGGUGUUGUUGAAACAACUAGCUGGACAAUAGACAAACUGAUACAGUAUAACGUCUGUGUAAAACUACUAUUGUUAUUUUAAUGUGAGACUAAUUACGUGACUAAACAAAAAUGUUUCCUUAUUAUGUAAUUCACUCGCAUUUUCUCAAUUUAAUGAGCCUUUUUACUUUUGAUGACUUUUGCACUUUACUAUGUUAUUUGUACUUGUGUGUUGUACAUAAAAACUGUUCAUUGAA